Messenger RNA from Staurois parvus, 411 nucleotides. The record is from the annotation of a GenBank genome assembly. Lineage: Eukaryota; Metazoa; Chordata; Amphibia; Anura; Ranidae.
AUGGCCAUAAACACAGAUGCCCAGUAUGAAAAGGCACUGGGGGGCUCAGGAAACCCUCUUCCUGCAGAGGCACAUGAGACUGAGAAACUCCUCACCUCUGUAAAUGAGGCUAAAGAAGAGAAUGGCAUGAAGAAGUCUUUCUCGGUCACCAUGUCCAGCGAAAAGUCCAUAGGAGACUUAGACCAGAAUGGGCACAGCCUGCCCUACAAGUCAGUGUCCGCAGGGCAGCUGGAGUCAGCCCCCCUCUCUCCAAGCAGGGGUAGCCUUGCCAGGGCUUCUUCUACAGCCACCACCACUGCCCAGGACCAAGGAAGGCCCACUGACUAUUUGGUCCUGGCCAUCUUCUCCUGCUUUCUGCCCAGUUUGGCCAGUCAACAUAGUGGCACUGAUCUUCUCCAUCAUGGUGAGUAG